Saccostrea echinata is the source of this 1577-nucleotide messenger RNA. RefSeq names its product phospholysine phosphohistidine inorganic pyrophosphate phosphatase-like. The record is from RefSeq and is a predicted model, not a curated record. Bases 55 to 852 code for a protein of 265 amino acids. Gene Ontology annotation, cellular component: cytosol. The transcript is spliced from 7 exons. Gene Ontology annotation, molecular function: phosphatase activity; inorganic diphosphate phosphatase activity. Gene Ontology annotation, biological process: dephosphorylation. NCBI's taxonomy places the organism in Eukaryota, Metazoa, Mollusca, Bivalvia, Ostreida, Ostreidae.
GUUGUUUACUCUGAAAUCUCCAUUGCAUAGUCCCAUAAGGAGCAGCAUCCUACAAUGGCAUCAUGGACAAAGAGGAAAGUGAAGGGAGUACUGUUGGACAUUAGUGGUGUUUUAUUUGAGAGUGGUGCUGGUGUCCCUAUUGAUGGGUCAGUGGAGGCAGUGCAGAGACUAAAAGCUGCUGGUUUAUCAGUGAGGUUUUGUACCAAUGAGACGACCAUGACACGAGGAAUGCUGACGGAGAAGUUACACAGACUGGGAUUCUCCAUGAUAGAGCAGGAAAUAUUCCCUCCAAUCCCAGCCAUAUGUAAAGUCCUACAGAAACGCAAUCUCAGGCCACAUCUUCUCAUCAAUCCAAAGGUAGCCCCUGAUUUUGAUGGAGUUGAUACUUCAGACCCUAAUUGUGUCAUCCUUGGUGAUGCAACAACAGAAUUCAAUUACCACAAUCUCAACAAGGCAUUCCAGGCCUUAGUGGCAAUGAAGGAGCCAGUUUUGUUCUCUCUGGGAAUGGGGAGGUUCUACCGAGAACAGGGGGAAUUACUGCUGGAUGUAGGACCAUUUACCAAGGCUCUAGAGUUUGCAGCAGAUAUAAAGGCCGAAGUUGUAGGGAAGCCAUCUCAGACUUUUUUCACUUCCGUUUUAGAGGACAUGGAAGUCGGUGCUGACAAUGUGGUGAUGGUGGGAGACGAUAUUGUAAGUGAUGUGGGCGGAGCUCAGUCCUGUGGCAUGCUGGGAAUUCAAGUCCGCACAGGCAAAUUCAGGCCCCAGGAUGAGAGCCACCUCUCUGUUAAACCUGAUGCAUUUGCUGACAAUCUCUUAGCAGCCGUGGACCUCAUUAUAGAAGCAUCCAAAUGAUAAACCAAGGAAAAAUUGUCUUCCUUAAAUCAGUGCCAUCUCUAAUUUUCAAUGAUCUACCAGAAUAUAAUCAUUACGUAAAGAUUGUAUAUUUGUGUAUGAGUGUAAUAUAUGAUAUGCUAUCCAUCUGAAACUGUACAUGUGUUUUUUAGGUGCAUACCACAUAAUAAGAAUUUUUAUUUACAUGUAAGUGACUAUUUGAUUUUGGAAUUCAGUGAUGGUUUUGAUAACACUAAAAACAAUGUUGCUAAUAGUUCAGUCACUAAUAGUGUCAAAAACAAAAAAUGAAAAUAGAUAUAUUCCUAAAAUCACUAAAAAUUAAUUAUGCUAAAAAUAAUUGCCCACUUUCAGCAUAAAAUCAUUAAAAAUUAUUUAGUUAAUAAUAAUUGCCAACUUUUAGCAUAAAGCACUAAAUGUGCAGGUCUAAUGUGACCAGUGAUAUGGUAUAGGCAUGUACAUCUAAGCUGUCUGACACUUGUUUCUAUGCAUACAGAAUAAACUACCAGGGACAGUAUGUAAACGUCAUAGGGCAUACUGAUACAGGUACAUUGGUCCUCAACAAAUCUGGCUUUCAGGCAAAUCAUGUAAUAACUUAUGUAUCUUGAUUUUUUUCCUGUAUGAUGUAAAAGUACAUGUGUGAAAUAACUAUUAUAUCUGUGGUGGCUAUUUUUUUAUGUUAUUGUGGUAAACACAAAUAAUAAAGGUGUGAAAAAAUAACUACAUAA